Messenger RNA from Protomyces lactucae-debilis, 1749 nucleotides. RefSeq names its product BRCA1-associated protein 2-domain-containing protein. Gene Ontology annotation, molecular function: zinc ion binding; ubiquitin protein ligase activity. The transcript has a single exon. Gene Ontology annotation, biological process: protein ubiquitination; Ras protein signal transduction. The coding region runs from base 1 to 1749 and encodes 582 amino acids. Gene Ontology annotation, cellular component: cytoplasm. NCBI's taxonomy places the organism in Eukaryota, Fungi, Ascomycota, Taphrinomycetes, Taphrinales, Protomycetaceae. The record is from RefSeq and is a predicted model, not a curated record.
AUGCAUACAUCGCAGUAUAGCAUUGUCUUCCAUCUGCGACAGCAUCUCGAGGCGCAGCCGUACUCAAUAUUCGACUCAGAUAGUCUGUGCCAGCUUGGACUUGGGAAUCAGUCUCAUCAAGUCUCACAGGAAUUGAACAAAAGCGACACUUGGUACGAUUAUAGAUUUGGCCAGAUCACUGUCGAGAGUAUCGACAUGUCUUAUUGCAAAGGAGAAUUCGUCAAGACGGGCGCUGCGAAUAGCCAGCUCGGCGGUGGCGUGGUACACCUUUUCAAAGAGGAUGAUGAAGACAAUAAGCGCAAGGUAGCGCGACUCAAGCAUCUAUGCCUUGAAACGCAGGGAACCGUGGUUGCCGUCCUGGCUGUGCCCUCCUACAUGCACUCGUCAGACUUUGUCGGCUUCAUUGGGCCUGAGCAGCAAAAGGAAGUCUCUCACAUUCGCUUGAUUCGUACCAAGGAGCCAAAUCGAUACAUGGUAUUGCUCAAGUUCAGAGAGGCAUCCAAAGCGAAGCAAUUUCUCAACCUUUUCAAUGGCCGUUCCUUCAAUUCCAUGGACCCUGAGACUGUUCAUGCCGUUAAUGUUGCAAGCAUCUCCUUUAAAGGCUCACUCGAGUCGGCCGAUUCGUUUCCUGAACUUCUAGAUCAAGUGCCCGAUGCGCAAAAGCACAGUACAGGCAAGCCGCUGCCCCCUGCGACGGGAAGCUUAUUGGAACUACCGACCUGUGUCGUGUGCCUGGAGCGCAUGGAUGCCACGGUGACGGGUCUUUUGACGAUGCUCUGCGAGCAUACUUUUCACUGUUCUUGCAUCUCAAAAUGGGUCGAUACACAGUCAACGUGCCCCAUCUGUCGUUUUAGUGCUGCAAAAGACAUGAUUGACGGCGCCGAAGCCGAGCGGUCGUGCUCUAUGUGCCUGUCUGAUAAGAAUCUGUGGAUGUGCUUGAUUUGUGGCAAUGUGGCGUGUGGUCGGUAUGAUGAGCAGCAUGCAAUACAGCACUUUGAAAGUACGCGCCAUUCUUUUGCAAUGGACAUUACGAGCGGCCGCAUUUGGGACUAUGCGAGUGAUGUGUAUGUGCAUCGCUUGGUGCAAGAAAAGAUGGACGCUAAGCCACCUUCCAACAAGCAGAGUCUCUGGGAGAAGGAUGCCAUGUAUGAUGAGGGCAGAGAGUUUGAGGAUCUGCUGGCCACACAGCUAGAGAGUCAGCGCAUCUAUUAUGACGAACAGCUCAGGAGCGCUGCUGAUCGAGCUUCCAAAGCGAUACGCGCUGAAAAGGAAAAGGAUGCUUGCAUCAACGAGUUACAGUCUUCUAUGCGGGAAGUAAAGCAAAUGCUAGGGCAGCUGCAGCAGGAAACAACAGAGCAGCGUCGUCUCAUCACUAGAGCAGAAGGCAAGGCCAAGACCUUUUCAGAACUGGCGCGCAAGAUGGAGACUCAGUACAAGGAGGAGAAGAGCAUCAAUGCGAAUCUUAUGGUCCGCAUUGGCCACCUGGAACAGCAACGACAAGAGGCACGGGCGCUCAACAAGCACCAAGAAGCUGAGCUGCGAGACCUGCAAGAACAGCUGCGUGAUCUCAUGUUUCACAUGUCGUCUAUGGAGAAGCUGCAGGAGAUGCCAGAAGAAGAGUUGAAGGAGGUGCAAGAGGGAAGCCUGGCAAUUGGUGCAAGUGCCGUGACUAAAGACAAGCCAAAAAGGGCAAAGAAGAAGGCAAAUAAGUCUUCUCGGCCUGUAGCAGGUAACGAUGAUGAACAAUGA